Messenger RNA from Xyrichtys novacula (pearly razorfish), 11603 nucleotides. NCBI's taxonomy places the organism in Eukaryota, Metazoa, Chordata, Actinopteri, Labriformes, Labridae. The record is from the annotation of a GenBank genome assembly.
GCAGGAUUUGUCAGGAGUACGUUUGUUUGGAUGCAAAAUAAAAAACUAAAAUAAAGCAAAAGAAUUAAGAGGAGCGGGAACUACACAGGGUGAGUAGUAUGCUAUUUUGCUUCCGUGAUGCUCUUUAGAUUUAUGUUGAGCUUUUAUUUCUUUAUAUGUUUAAAAAACAAACUGUGGUUUAGAUAGUUGUUGUGUUUACAAUGAUUGAGAACAGAGAAGAGAUGAAGGACUCCAGUUAUUAAAUAGGUUAGAGUUCAGCAAAGUUUUGGCUCUUGUACAUGAAAAUGGCUCAACUAUAAAACUUAUCUAGACUGAUUAGUUAUUAAUCAAUAAUGACUUGUUUCUUCCACAGAUUUUAUUCCUUAGUUUAAUUAUGUUGUAUGUUUAUUUGAGUUGGAAAUCUGUUCAGCAGCUUUGAUCACAGAUAAGGCAAGGUCAAUGUUAUUUUACUGGGUUGAAGAGUCACGUUUUUGUAUCUUCAGCCAUCUCUACAUUUCUCUACAUAAAUACAUUUUCUCCUUCCAGCAGGAUUACAGUUGAUUUGACUGAUAUUGAAGGAUGUUUUCCCAAACCAGAAUAGAUUAGUUUAAGUGGAUUAUUGGAGGCUAAUGCACAGCUAUUUGUAGAGUCUGAGUUCACGUGCCGUCACUCACAGAACACCCUCACAGCACAUUUGUUAUCACUACCAAACUUUAUCAGGCUUCACAUAUUUCUUCACUUUUAAUAUUAACUCUGUAUUUUGUGUUAUCAAACCAAGAGGACGUGAGGCACAGUUAUUUCUAAUCUACGCAGGCGCUACUGUGGUGCAGAUGGCGUUUCUUGAAGUUUUAGCUUUACAAAUCUGCAAAUAUAAUGCAGGCAGGCUCUUUCUUAACGGUAACUUUCUGGACCCACACUGUAAAAUUAUCUUAUAAAAGCAGCAACGGGCAACUUUACAGGUGAGCACAUGCCACAUAUCAACAGACACGUAGAUUACAAAACAAAUAAGCAAAAAAAAAUCCUACUAAAAACAAUAUAUCAGUUAACAGCAUAUUUAAUAUUCAAGUGCAGCUCAAAGAAACAAAUGAGGAGGAAAACAGAAAGCAGUUCAAGUAUGAAGAUAUCUGUCAUGAGAUACAUUUUAUAGUAUAAGAAAGAGUCAAGUUUUCUUUCAUGUUAUUUUUAAACUUUAAAACUUUUUGGAGACUUAUAAUAUCAUCGGAUCAUAAGUGGAUCACACCAAAGGUACCAAAGUGUGGAUUUCAGUAACUGUAUUCAGGCAGAGUUUCAGAAGCCUAAUGGGGCCUAGGUUCAGUUCAAAGCUGUGAGCUUUUAGAUGGAUAAAAAUUCCCCCACCGGCUGUUCACCUCCAAUCUGUCUGGAAGCAGAUCAGAGCUGAGAGCCUUUAUAAACCAGACCAAACUGCAACAACUGUUAAAAUUACUGGGGUUAUUACAAGGGGAGGCAUCAUGUUGUAAAAAUUCAUAACCAAACAUACUUUAAAAUACUCAACAUUUUAAGCAUACCACACACCCGUACCUGUGUAGAAACUCGUCCUUAGGUAUCACUACUUUUCCAACUCUGAUUAUUGUAUUAAGAUACAGAGGAUAUGAACAAACGGCAGCUUUUUAUGUAUGUAGUUAAAUUUGAUUCUUGACAAGUGGACCAGAAGAUGUAAUAUUUCAAAUAGUGGUCUUGUGGGAAAUUUUAGCCUUAUCACCAUUAUGGUCACAGGAUUUUUGGUGACUUUUCGAAGUUAUGCAAAGAACAGCUGAGUCUGUUAGGAUUGAUUGUGGUGUAGUGGGUAAUUCACUAAUAAACCAGAAAACUGGAGGUAUUAUAAUUUUAAUUUUUUGAAUGCAAAGGAAAAGUUACAAGUUUUUGUACCAUUUUGCGUCUGGGAUUCAAGUGUCUUCAGAUUUCACUGCAUAAGUUAUUUACAUAUGAUCUUUGGAAAAUGUUGACCUCAUGUUCUUCUUCAAAGACAGACAAGUGAGUUACAACUGUUGAAGAUGAAAAAUCAAUCUUUGCAGCCAUGUUAUUAGUGUGGCUGAGACUGAACCCCUAAAACAGUUUCGAUGGAGUCCAAGUCUUUUACAGGUCUUCCUGUCCCUCUGAUAUAUUUCCAUGGUUUAGUUUUCCAAAGCUGAUAAAUUUUAACUAAAUAGUGACACCAAGAAGAAACUGCAUUCGUGUUAAAUGUUAGAAAGUUGAUCUUUAACCUUGUGUUUGCAUUGCUAUUUUGUAAGUUUCCUUCCUAUGCACUCAUACAGACACUUCUCUUCAUUUUUAUUUUUAUCUUUUAAAAUAUGCUGCACUUAAAAACAAACAACAACACAUAUUCAUGUCUUGUGUUUAUGCCAUCUUAUACGGGGAAGGCUGGUUUGAUCUUUCAGUGUCCAUGAUGUAGGUGUUUCAUGUCUGAAAUUGCUCUUUCUCCUCUAUUUGUCGUCUUAUUUUGAAACAUCUUUCUCCGUGAUGGUGGAUUUCUUGUCGCUUGCAUUAGUUGUUAUGAUUUAUGUGCUUAAUCUGGUUUAUUCAUCUAGAUAAAGAAGAAGUCAGGGGUGGUUGUGGCUCACUGGUAGAGUUAAUUGUCUCCUAAUCAGAAGGUCUGGGGUUUGAUCCCACAUGCUGAAGAGUCCUUGGGCACGAUGCUUGACCCUGCCCGCCCUGGCUGCACCCAGUAGUGUGAAUGGGAUUAGUCAAAAACUGAUGGACUCUAUACAUAGCAGCCUCUGCCAUCAGAGUGUGAAUGUGACAUGUGAUGUAAAGAGCUUUGAGGGUCAGAAGAUUUGAGGAAGAGAGAUAGAAACACGUCCAUUUACCGUAAACCCUGAUUUUACUCUUAAAUCUGCUUUAGUUUGUACAAGUUUGCUCCACAGCAGCCGUCGAGUUUUAUAACAUUAAGUUUUUAAAACAAUGACCCAGCAGACAGAGACGCAAACCUGACAAGGUUUCUGACUCAGUGAUGUAAGAUUUUGGGAGCAGUCCAGCCUAAAUCUGCUCUGACCCAGAUACCAGCUGUGGAUGUUAUCCUGAUAUUGGGGUGUCCUUAAUUUGAUGUCCUGAUGCAGCGGCCUCACAAUGAAAUAGCACCAAAAGACCUCUUUUUGUCUGAUGUGCUUACAACAGCAAUAUAAGCUGCUGUCUAUUGGACAUUUAUUUAAUAUCAAAUACUCAUACACUUGCAUUUACCUUCAAAAUCUCUUUCCCAUUAAAAACCAUUUUAUUUUGUGUAUCUUGUUUUAAAAAAAUUGAAUGUGCCCUCAAAACCUUAAUCUAUCCUGUGGUUAUAGCGUAUUUGCUAUGAGAGUCUCAGUGUCUACUUAAAAAACCUCUCAGAGCUGAAGAUUUAAUUUCCUAUAUGGAUAUAUUUCAGGCCUUUGAACACUGUGGGAUCAGCCAGGAAAAAAGUGCAGAUGCUGUUUUCUCUUUGGGCCCACUUUACUGCCAUUGAUACCUGAGCAUUUUUCAGAGACCAUGUCAGUCACAGGCCUCUUUGGAUCAUCUCAACUUUUCUCCUCCCCUUCAUAAAAGAUACAGCAUGGGCAAACAACAUAGUGGAGGGUAACUGAUCCAAAAGCUUGGCACUCUGGUUAAAACCAAAGUCACACUUACAAAAUUCAAUAAAAAUUUAAAAUCAAAAAGUUUAAAAAAGGUCAAACUGUCAAAUUUCUCACUCUUCCUGGUUACCAGAGUCACUAAAAGCCAACUUCAGUAUCAGAUUUGGCUUGGAAAUAUACUUGUUUCAUCAAUUCAAUUAUCCUUAUGCAGCUUAAGCUUUGAUUAUAAUAUUGAACACCUUUUUUGCCAAGAAUAACUUGUGUUAAAACAACAAUAAACACUAUUGCCCAUUCACAGACUCACUGUAAGCUACAUGUGUCUAGCGGCAGUUAGCUUAGCUUCAUGAGAAAACUUAAAAAAGGGAAAAUGCUACCUGGUUCUAUCCAAAUGAACUCAGACACCUUUACAGGCAUGUCUCAUCAAUAUGUAUCAUAUUGCAUUUAAUUUUGAAGGAAAGUUGUACCCAGUUUAGAAUUUGUUUACAUUUGUCAGAGCUAGCUGUUUCUCCCAUUAACUAGUCUUUGCUAGAUGCUAAUAAAAGCUAACUGGCCUCUAUAGUUGAUACCACUUCACUAACUAGCUAGUUAUAUUCAUAUUUAUCAUAAAGACAUGAAGUGGUAUCAAUCCUCUCAUCCAAUCCAGGGAGCAGGCAGUACAGAGAGAGAGAGAGAGAGAGGUCUCCCUCUACAAUCCCAUGUUUAUGUAAUCUAGGGAGAUAAAAGGGUUAAUAUAAAACUGUCCCACCCGAAUCAUAUCUCUCACUGCGUGAGUUUGAUGUGUAUACAGAGAAUACUGAGGAAAGGUAAUUGACAGACAGGAGGAGAAAACAGAGAGGUUGGGCAGCGCAGACAUGAUAGUUGGAUGAGCGGGGAAAGGGGAGGAGACCAGAGAGCCAAACCGUCCUUAAUUUGUUUAAGCCGAGGGAUUUUCGGAUUACCUUUGGCAAUUAAUCUUGUUACAUCGCAGCGCAGUGACAGAGGGAUGUCUACUACGGGUGAAGCCUGUGUAUGUUUAUGAAAAUGCCAGAGAGGGGCAAUAUUGAUGCAUAUUGUUGUUGAUGUGUAGCUUUCAAUUUGCACUGUUUACCCUCUUUGAAGAUCAAAUGGUAUUCAGAUUAACACACAGUAGGAGAAACUAAUAUGAAUGAGCUGUUUUAUUCUUAUCUUUCACACUGUUGUCAUGAAAGUCGAGAUGAAGGCAGGAGAGUGUUGUUGAAAAGGACAGAAAGGCACUCUGACCUUUGCCAAAGAAAUUUGUCAGGUCUUUUAUCAUGAGGACAUCUGUGAGUGCAACCGUUCCUAAGAUAUAAAGAUACAUUUUUUCCAAACUAUUAUAUAAUUGUGCCAAGUGGAAACCUUCAACGCUGAAAAAUAAAGACAAAAAAACAGAACCAAAGACUGCUGUUUUUUUUAAUUGCCCACUCUGACCUUCUCUCCUAAAUAUGGUCAUGAUUUGUAUCAUGUUGUAUUUCUCUUCUGUCAAAGCCUGCAUUUAAUAAACUCUACUUGUAUGAGUCACUUUUACAGAUUAAACUUCUCAGCGCAUUAAGAAGCAGUUCAAGUUAGAUGUCAGCUGGAAACUAUAUUUGAGGAAAACAUCUUUAACACAGAAAGACAAUAGUGCAAAAUCUGCAGGAACACAAGAAAGCAAAGCUUCAAUCAUUUUUGGUCCUCAGUUUGGCAAAUACCAUACAGAGACAUCACGUUUCCUCUAAUUUGUCAAAAAGGUCAUGAAGAUUUAAUGUAUUUUCUCUUGUAUUAAAUUCUUUGACAUAUUUUUUAACCAUGCGCUGUAAAUGGGAAGUUUUGGGUUCUUCCAGUUAAGAAGGAUCAAACUGCUCUCUGGUAAUAUUACAACGGCAGUGACCUUAAAGUAGUCUCUAUUGAGAGACUCCAGGAACACUGAAUGCAGCAAUUUAUGAAUCUGUUAUUCUUUUGUAUUUUCUAAUGUAUUUCCCUACUACUUUUUUCACAACUUGCACGAGAGAGUACACUGUCAUUUAAUUUUGGAUCUUCCUAAUAAUAAGGCGAAAACAGUGAAAUUAAAUUGAAUUAAAUUAAAGAAAGAGAGAAUGAGGAGAGGAAACUCUGAAAAGAUACUUUACAGAUUUGCAAUAGACAAAAUGCUAAAAGGCAGGAUUGGGCUCCAAGGAUGGAGAGUGAGAGAGGAUUAGAGAGAUUAAAGCCAGGUGAAAGGUCAAAACAGAUCAAGUUUAAAGGGACACAUUUGAAAAGAGACCCAAUGUGAUCGUGGGUCAGUGUUUUUGCAGGGCUUUUAGUCUCUAAAAUUUAAUUUAAAGAUUAGGAAUCCACUGACUGCUGUGUGCUCUCUUUUUGUCUCAGCGCCACGAUGCGAUUGGUCAGCGUGGCGGGAGCUCGUUUUCGCAGGGCUGCCGAGGAGGAGGAGAAAGAGCCCCCACCUCCCCCGCCGCCCUCGCACCACUCCAACCACCAGUUUGCCAGCAUGAAGAACAAGUUUUUCAAUGAGCUUACACACCUGCCAAGUGAGAAUAACACAUACGUUGGUGUGAAAACAUACACAAAAUGCACAUGACAAUGAAACACAUCUGUAUUGACUUAAUCAGCUGAAUUUGGUUGAUUAAGAAAUGCUCAAAUGUGACACCAGUGAGCUUGGUUAACACAAUAAAGUCAGCACAUGGUGUUCGGUCCUGCCUAAUAAAAACAAUAAUGAUAAUAAUAAUACAGGAAAUAUGUGGCCCAGAAUAUUACAGUUGUUGUUUAUGUUGCUAAUCCACUUCAGUAGAUGAAUUGUGCAUUCAGACACACAGACACAAAGUUAGCUGUACAUUUUACACAAACUGUAUACCAUCACUCACCAUCCUGCCAUCUCAUCUUUAACUCUAAUACGUGUCAUUUCAUAAUUCUGCCCUCUCUCAUCCUCAUUCCUCAUGUGACCACUCUGCAAUGCUCUCCAAGAUCAUAAACUCAGAAGUAAGUCCACCUCUUUCAUCUGCCAUAAUUUUCAAGAAAAUUAAAACCCCAACUGGUGACAAAAACUGCUCUGUUGUGUUGAAACAUCUUCUACUAAGAAUAGAAGUCACUGUUAUAAGUAUUCAUAAACACAAAAACAACAAAAAAAUAUAUGUUUAGAUUUGGUUUUCUGAAGCAUCUCAACAGGUCACUCUGUGUCUAAACUGUUUCUGAUCAAACUACACGGUCAUUAACUUUCCCUUCUCUCCAGUGCCCAUGUGGGCCAUAGGGGCCAUUGUGGUUGUAGUCCUUGCCCUCAUUGCCUGUAUGGGGUUCUGCAUCUACAAGAAGUGCUUCAACAAGGGCAAGAAGCCCAAGAAGGCCAGAGAGAGAAAAGGUGGACGUGGGCGCAGAAAGAAGGACAAGGAGGGAGAGGAUGGGGAGGAGAAGAAGGUAAGAAAGUACAGGUAGAAGGGAUCUCUGAAUUCCUGAGUUUUUUCCAUGUUAUAGUUUGUUGCCAGCUUGGUUAUACAUGUUUUUUUCAGGCAUUCUCCCUACAUAGAUAUUCCCAAAUUCAUUUUUUGUGUCAUUAGUAAACAUGGCUUGUCUUGGCUUAGCGGUAUGGGUGCAGCAUCGACUGUGGUCUCUACAGGCUAACUAAAUGAGCUGCACUUCUUUCCUACCUAAACGAAAUCAUUGCAUCGUCCCUGCCAAAAAAUGCCUGGAUUUUAUCAAGGUUUGGACUAGAAAUAGAUCGCUUUAACCAGGAAUAGCAGCCCACCCAAAAAACAAUCAGAGGGCUGGGGGUUCGAUCCCAGAGCUGUCCACAUGAGGACGUGUCCUUAAGCAAGACACUUUGCCCUGCUGGUUGAGCUUAGUCAAAGGUUGGGAUUAGUCAAAAACUGAUGGUGUCUGUACAUAUCAGCCUCUGCCAUCUGUGUGUGAAUGUGAUGAAUGUAACAAGAUGUAAAGAGUUUUAAGUGGAAAGAAAACUAGAAAAAGAGAAACAUAAACAAAGUCCAUUUGACCCCUGAUGUAUUUUACAAUAAGUUUAAAAUAAACUUUACUAACAGGCCUCAGAACUGUUUUAAUUACUGACAGUUUAAUCUUGCAAUGGUACAGAGCAAGGUAGCCUCUAAUAGUAAUGUAUUUAUAUUAAUCCAAUACAGAAGUGCUAAUAACACUACUCAGUUGUGUUUGAAAAGGCCCCAUUGACACUCAUGUCAAAAUCCCAUAUUUUUUUGCAGGAAAAAAAACAGCCUAGUUCAAAAAAAAAAAAAAAAAAGUACUUUUGGUCUCAAUGGCCCAUGACACUGGCUAGGAAGUCAGUUGAAUAACCUGCCUGCACUCAGUCAGUUGUUACAAUAACGGGGGCCUGCCUUUGUCUCCUGCUGGGGUUACCAAAGGUAGAGGUAGAGUUAUAAUUUUCAAUGUGGCAAUCACCAACAUCUGGCUUCAAAACCCUAAUAAACCAAUGGUUGAUGCAACUAAGGCUACAGCUAUGUUUCUGCUCAAUAGCUGUAAUCUGUCUGAGGCCAUUUUUGACUCCAGUGAUCUUUUCAAGGAGGAACAAUAACACACUGCUUUUCAGAGAUUACAGAAAAACCUCAGAAGCUUCAGUAAUGACUGUGUGAUUACAAAUGUUGUCUUCUAGGAUGGAGAGGAAGAAAAAGAGGAGGAGAAGGAGUCCCUUGGAAAACUGGAGUACUCACUGGACUAUAACUUCACUGAUAAUCAGGUAUAUGGGUACACAGUGUAUGUAGUUUCAGUGGUCUUGAAUUAACUAAACUGUGAUUUGGUAGCCUGGAGUUCAUGCAUUUGACUUAUCUCCUCUUUCCCUUUCAGCUGAUAGUGGGCAUUCUUCAGGCUCAGGACCUUCCGGCCAUGGACAUGGGUGGAACCUCAGAUCCUUAUGUCAAAGUCUACAUGCUGCCUGACAAAAAGAAGAAGUUUGAGACCAAAGUCCAGCGCAAGAACCUUUGUCCUGUCUUCAAUGAAACUUUCACUUUCAAGGUCUGUACAUUAAUGCUGACCAUUAAAAUCUGUUGAUUUGAUCAUAUGGUCCAUGGCGUUCCCCACUCAUCAAUGUGUUUUAUUUUGCCGUCUGCCUCCAGAUACCAUAUAGUGAGUUGGGUGGUCAGACUCUGGUUCUGCAGGUGUUUGACUUUGACCGUUUUGGUAAACAUGAUGUCAUUGGUGAGAUCAAGAUUCCCAUGAAUUCUAUAGACCUUGGACAGCCAAUACAUGAAUGGAAGGAUCUUGUUGGUGGGGAGAAAGAGGAGGUACAUGAUUCUUUUUUCAUCUAUCCUGUGAAAAAUUUGAUAGGUAAACAUUUUCAUCAACAUUUAAGUCGCCAAGGCAUCGUGCAGUAUGACGGCUCAUGGUGUGUGUUUUUCUUUUUACAGCAAGAGAAGCUGGGUGAUGUCUGUAUUUCACUUCGAUAUGUCCCAACAGCUGGUAAGCUCACAGUUAAUAUCAUGGAGGCCAAGAACUUGAAGAAGAUGGAUGUCGGAGGACUGUCAGGUAAACACCAGAUCAACUAACAUAAUCAAUCAGGUGUUGAUUGAUCUUUUGGCUCCUCUAACUUCAAACAAUACUUUUCUGUUUUGUUUUUUUAAGAUCCAUUUGUGAAAGUGGUGCUGCAGCACAACGGGAAGAGACUGAAAAAGAAGAAGACAUCAGUCAAACAAAACACUCUGAAUCCUUACUUCAAUGAAAGCUUUAGCUUUGAGAUACCAUUCUCUCAAAUCCAGGUCAGUGCACUUAGUAAUUCAUAUUCAAGCCUAUAUCUACCUGAUCAUUGAAAAAUGUUCUACAGCAGCAACCUUGUGUGUCAACGCAAGCUCAAAAGCCAAGAGAACAUAUCUAAGUGCCAAUUUUUCAUUAGAAUUUAGCAUUUUGAGAACAAAAGGACUUUGGCUUAUACAUUUUUUUCUUGACAUUAUAAGACGGAUAUGUUUUUUAAUAGUUUGUGGGCUUUGAUCAUAUCAGGGCCAUGAAUUAUGCACAAAUUGGACAAAUUGGGGAAUGAUUAAUUUGACUGACAGGAUGGCAUGUUGUAACAGUUGUCAGAGGGCAAUAUUAUGGCCUUAACUUCCAUGAAAUUAUACAAGUUGGUCAGUAGACUUUAAUACUGCAUUGAUGCAAUUUUUUUUCAUGUCAUCAUUGCAAGCAAAAUAUGUACUUAGAAGAACUGAUGUGAAUAGAUAAGAAGCUUUGACCAAGAGACACCUAAAAAGAGAUGGUUGCCAUGUGUAAUACUUUAAAGACUUGUUUGGGUCAAGUCUCAAAGACAUCCAAGCCAAACAUGCAUCUUGAACAACUGUUUCUUUCAAACCUCAUACAUACAGUUAGUAAUGCACAUUUUGUGAAAAAUCUUGGGCUCACUAGGACCACCUCACUAUUUAUGGGUUAAAUAUGUGUAAAUAAAAGGUUCACUGAGUUUUAGAUCCAUGAGAAGACACAUGCCUCAAGCCAACUACAGCUUCUUUUUCUCUGCUGUUUCUGUGCACAGAAAGUCCAGGUGCUGAUCACCGUGUACGACUAUGACAAACUCGGCAGCAAUGACGCAAUCGGAAAGUGCUGGAUCGGGUACGGUGCCUCAGGUGUUGGACUGCGCCACUGGUCAGACAUGCUGGCCAAUCCCAGGCGUCCAGUGGCACAGUGGCACACACUGCUGCCAGAGGAGGAAGUCGAUGCUGCUCUGAAGGCCCCUAUCCGCUAAAUACAUUCUCACAUAUAUAGUUUACACCAUCAUCUGCAUAAAGGGAUAUCCUUUUACUGUUAUACCAAAUAAAUGACUGCUAACUUGGAUCAUGUCCUAUAAUAACCUUCAGUUUUACAUCUUUAUUCAUUGUGUGAUAUUUCAUUUUGGGAUCUCUGUAUAUAAAAUUUGUGCUUUGUACUGUUUUGCAUUCAUACCAUAGAAAUUAUUGUAAGGAAAUGCUUUGCAAUGCAUUCAAAGUGAAAUAGCUCACCCAUGUAUGUACUGCGGAUUUGUUACUGACUCAGAAAUUGAGUGUUGCACUUAGAAAAUGUUGUGGUGCAAACAACAUCAUCAUGAUCACUUAAAAGAGUUAAGUCAUAAAUGAUGAAAAGUAUUGUGAGUUCUAUUUUAUAAACAAAAAUGAUGUUCAUCCCCUGUGAUGCAACUCCAUGAUCUGUCUUUUAGUCCUCCCUGUCUGUUGAUGGUCCUCCUCUCUCAGAGUUGCUGCUCUUCCUCUUUCUUUUUGAACAUGAACUCCUCUCACCCAGAUCUACAAAAAAAUUAGUGGCUAAAGUUCUCUUCUACAACCCAUUCGUCUUUUUUUUUAUUUUCCUCCGUCACCUCAGUCACUCUCUCCUCUACUACCCAACCUAAACUUGAUUUGUCCAGUCAAAUGUCUUGAUUAUCCGAGAAUGGAGAUCCUUCCUCGAGUGUCUUGUGAGAGUGCAUAUUGAUGUGAGUGUAUCGUUAAGCUGUUUGUGGUUUCACUUUCAAUUCUUAUUGUGUGAUUGUGAAUAACUAGCUGAAUAAAUAAAGCCAUACAACAACAGAUGGCUCAGUGGAUGGAUUGAUGGAUAAACUGAUGCUUUAAUACCAUCGUGUGCGAAUAUGAUAGCUUGUCAAUUGCACGCAAGCAGGAGGUCUCUUUCUAGCAUUCGCACGCCUGUGCCGUUGAAGGGUUAAAGAUGACACAAUCUCUGACAAGAUCCUGUUAGGGCAUAAAAUGUUUAUAAUGUAACCUGCUACAGGAUGAGAUUAUCAUUCUCAUUCUGCUAAUACAAUCAGUAAAAGUGUUAAAGUAGCAUCCACUGUUUUGUAGAUAAUCCUCUGAACUGUCAUUGUUGUUGCCGUUUGCCCCACUGAUCCAUUUACACAAUGAUUAUUCAAGCUUCUUUACACAAACUGGUGUUUACCUCACACACUUCACUGAUUUUGGUGACAGAAGCUGGUGUUCGUGCUGAUCUGAUGCGGUAAGUGAAAGACUGGAUUAACAGGGUGCCCUCUUUAGUCCCUGUCUCAUCCCAACAUGUGAGGUAGGAAUUAGAGAGGGAGGCAGGGAGGGGGAGGGGCUUGUGUAGGAAACAUAAUUACAGCAGAAUACAGGAGAGAUUGAAGAAGUUCAAGGAAAGAGGUCUGUGCUGCUG